CUGCUACACCUUACACAUCACCAUGAGCACGUUCAGUUACAGCGCCGCUGCGCGCCAAGCAACACCAUCAGAGCCAAAGGAGGCGGCGGCCCCCGCCGCUGCCGUAGAGCCUGCCGCUGAGCCGUCUGCCGAGCCAUCCGCCGCCGCCCAGCCGUCUGCCCCCGAGCCGCCCGCCGCUGGCCCGUCAACAGCCCCGGCAGCAGCAGCAGUGGCAACAGCAGCAAGGCCCGAGCCGAGCAAGAUCCAGCACCUGAUCCUCGACGCCGGACCGCUUCUCAGCCUCACGCCAGUGCGCCACCUGGCCACAACGUUCCACACCACGCCGCUCGUGCUCGCCGAGCUGCGCGACCCCAAGGCCCGCGAGCACUGGGAGCACCUCAAGCUCACGGGCGUCGAUGUGCGCGUGGAGCCGCCGUCGGCCGCCGCCAUGGCCAAGGUCGUCGCGUUCGCCAAGAAGACAGGAGACUUUGCCGUGUUGUCGCAGACCGACUUGAGCGUCGUCGCCCUCACGUACCAGUACGAGGCGCUCGUCAACGGCGUCGACAGGAUCAGGACUGAGCCGGGGCAGGUGCUUGCCCCUCUGGACCGACCGGAGGAGGUCAAGCCUGUUGAGGAGGAGGAAGAGGAGGAUGAGGACGAGGAGGAGGUCGAGGUUGAGGCUGAGGAGGGAACCGAGGCUGCCGUCGAGGCGAUCACAAAGACCACGGCCGAGCUGUCAACGGACGAUAAGAAGGAGACUGUGGCUCCCGCCGCCGCACCUGCACCCUCAGCGCCCGCCAAGAUCCCUGGGUGGGACGAGGAUGACGAGGACGAGGGUGGUGCGUGGAUCACGCCCACCAACGUCAACAAGCACCGCUCGCACGACCUCGGCCUCCUGCCCGACGACAAGGGCGCAUCCGCUGCUCCUCUCGCCGCCGCGUGUAUGACGGGUGACUACGCCGUCCAGAACGUGCUCCUCGGCAUGGGCCUCGGCCUCGUCGGCGAGGCCGGCAAGCGCAUCAGCAAGGUUCGCUCGUGGGUCCUCCGCUGCCACGCCUGCUUCAAGAUCUGCAAGGACUCGAGCAAGCGUUUCUGCCCUUCGUGCGGCAACGCCACACUCAUGCGCACCACCGUCUCGACGUCCUCGGUUACGGGCAAGCAGACGAUCCACCUCAAGAAAAACUUCCAGUACCACCUCCGCGGUACAAAAUACUCGAUCCCCGACCCCAAGCCUGGCCGUGCAAAGGGCCAGAUCAAGGCGGGCUCGGGCCUCAUCCUCCGCGAGGACCAGGCAGAAUGGCAGGACGCGGUCCGUGUCCAGCGUCGCGAGCGCGAGAAGGAAGAGAAGCGCGCCGCAAGGGGAGACGGCAGCUGGAUGGACCCCGACUGGAUGCCCGAGAUGAUCUCUGUCGGCAUGAGUGGCAAGGGACGGUCGCAUGGGCACAACAUGCCUUCGAUUGGCCACGGCCGAAAGAACCCCAACCAGGGCAAGAAGCGCAGGUGAUUGCCCCGCGCCAUGUAGAGGAGCACCGUUAUUCUAGAUGAUUGCCAGCUGCCACGCGUCAUUGUUCAUGCAUGUAUUGUACAUCUGGG
This is a messenger RNA of Vanrija pseudolonga, 1572 nucleotides long. RefSeq names its product 20S-pre-rRNA D-site endonuclease nob1 (gene nob1). Gene Ontology annotation, molecular function: RNA endonuclease activity. Gene Ontology annotation, cellular component: preribosome, small subunit precursor. Bases 23 to 1483 code for a protein of 486 amino acids. Gene Ontology annotation, biological process: maturation of SSU-rRNA; ribosomal small subunit biogenesis. The record is from RefSeq and is a predicted model, not a curated record. The transcript has 2 exons. NCBI's taxonomy places the organism in Eukaryota, Fungi, Basidiomycota, Tremellomycetes, Trichosporonales, Trichosporonaceae.